ACAAUCUGUGGAUUUGACAAGCUCCUUUUCAAGCAGCAGCAGUAACUACUGUGGGGUUAGUCAACAGUAGCCCAUCCACAGUACCCCUCCCCCUGCCUUCACAUGUGGCAGAUUUGUGGUUUGAACCUGGACCCUUAAAGGGUGCUGGGACGGAUUUUCGAGGGUGGACAGAGGGGAUGAGAUAGUGAAGGACAAUCUUGGAGAACACUCAAACCAUGGAGUCCCUCUCUGUGCCCAAGCUGGCAAGCCGCACUCGACGAUAUCGCUCCUCGACAUCAGCAUCAAACCCCCCUGCUGUGACGAAGGCCACCGAAGUCCUCCAACAUCUUUUCGACGAGAUUGGUGCUGUGAUCCAGAUCAGAGAAGGCUCCGAAUACCCAGAAUUUCCUCCCAUCCUGAAGACCGCCCGACAGAUACAUCAACAUGUUGCUGCCACGAACCCACCGUCCCCCUCCCAAGACGAUUUCCGCCACCUUGACGGUUACCAACGCCUCCUCAACGUUCUCCGAGCCUACUCCGGCUUCUACAACCCCCAGAAGAGGACGUUGGAAGAGAAGAAGGGGUUCUUUGAGCUUCUGCAUGUCGUGCUGGCCAUCAUCUCUGCGACGUUCAGGGAACAUCAUGGGAACCGCCGCUACUUUAAGCACAGGUACGAGAAGAAGAUCGUCCUCGACUUGUGCAAGUCCUUGAUGCACCUCGGCGUCAACCGGCUUGCGGACACACAGCUACUCCUGUCCAGACAAGAUUCGGCAGCAUCCCAGUUCUGUUUGGAUAUGGCAUUGAAGAAUCACGGACCUCCUUUCGUCCAGUUCGAUCUAUCUCUUCACGGGCACUCAUCCAUCGAGCUGCCAUCACUUGGACGCUCGUUCCCUCCACAAUCUUCCGCAGGUUACACCUUUACUGCUUGGAUGCGUGUGGAUCGUUUCGAUCCCAACUCUCACACGACCAUCUUUGGCGUUUUUGAUGCUUCGUCAACAUGCUUUCUGAUGGCAUAUCUCGAAAAAGAUACCCACAAUUUCAUCCUGCAGACUUCUGUCACCUCUCAAAGACCAAGUGUGCGCUUCAAGUCGGUCAAGUUCAAGGAGAACAGGUGGUACCAUAUCGCGCUUGUCCAUCGGCGACCGCGAACCAUGACUGCUAGUAAGGCGUCGUUAUUUGUUAACGGCGAGUUUGCUGAGCAGCUCAAGUCACAAUAUCCGAUGCCUCCACCGGCGAGCAAGGCGAGCAACGGGAGCACGGAAAGCUUUGCCUCUUUCAACUCGAGUGGCAACAAGACACAGCCCGUCCAGGCGUUCUUGGGGACCCCUCGCAACCUCUCCACCACGCUCGGGCGUGGGCUGAUCUUCUCAAAAUGGUCGCUGGCAUCAGCUCAUCUCCUCGAGGAUGCACUGAGUGAUGAUUUUCUCGCCGUGCACUACCGUCUGGGACCUAGAUAUCAGGGCAAUUUCCAGGACUGCCUCGGUGGCUUCCAGACCUACGAGGCGUCAGCAGCUUUGGGACUGCGCAAUGAAAUGCUACAUCCUGGUAAUGAAGAAGGCUCCUCGGAUAUCCUCAGGGCGAUUCGAGACAAGGCAAGCAGCAUCCUGCCGGAGCAGAGGAUCUUGUUGAGCACGCUCCCCACGGCCAUCUUUCGCACUGAUGGACAGUUCCUGGACUCGUUUCUUUUCCGAUCACUUUCGAGAAACGCCGCGAGUAAUUUGUUCCAGAUGACUACCAAGAGUGGCACCGCAAUUUCCAUAAAUGCUGCGCUGCCUUGUGUCAAUGAUGCCCUUGUCCGGGUUCACGGUGUUGCUGUCUUGACCGGAGACCCUGUCGUCGCAACACCCUUUAAUUUUGAUGCCAAUUUGUGGCGGGUGGGUGGUUUUACGCCUGUCGCCCUGAAGCUUGUUGAACGUGCAAGGAAUGCGGAAGAGUUUUUGCGCUCCGUUGAGCUGAUGUUCUUAGCCAUCAAGAAGAGCUGGAGAAACAGCGAGGCCAUGGAACGUGACAAUGGCUACGCCAUCUUGGGCAUGCUGCUGAGGGCGAAGCUUGGAUAUGCCACUUCCGGUAAUGACAUACCAGGCUGGCGACUCUUACUGACGCCCGAGGAGCGAGACCAGCUGAGCUUCCAAUUGCUGAGCUUGGUGCUCGACUUCAUUGGGUACAAGCACUCAAGCCCUGUUGAAUCCUUCAUCGUCAACCCCCUAGCCUAUCGGAUCCUGCUUAUAGAUUUCGACACCUGGCGGAAGGCCGCUCCUAUCACACAAGAAUUGUAUUACAAGCAAUUUGUGACAUUCGCAGUCAACAGCAAGUUUCAUGACUUUAACAGUCGCCGAUUGCAGCGCAUGCGCAUUGUGAAAAGAUUACUAGACGCCCUGAAAGCAGAGACAUUAUCUGAGGAUGUCCUCCCUCACUUCUUGGCUGCCUUCGAGAGCCUCAUCAAAUGCAACUUCAGCACCGAGGUGCACCGAACCAUAGCUCUGUUCAUCACCUAUACUUUUCAUUCCUCCGCAAAUUCACAGCCACGGACUCCGCGACCGUCUUCCGCAGUUGGAACGCCAACUGUAACUACGAACAGCAGAAUUGGAUUACGUCGAUCAACCGUCGACUCGAUGAACGGGUCCGGUCUGCGUAACUUGACGAAGAAGGCAGUUGGUGUCAAGAUAUUGGAGCUGUAUACGAACCUGCUAUGUCUCAAGGGAAGUUACACGGAGAUCCAAAAAUUUGCAAGGACAGUGACGAACAAGUGGCUGUUGUACCUACUUGCGGAGGACAACCCAGAGAUCGUAGUCUAUGGCUGCAAGAUCAUUUCCAGGCUGCUGGUAUCCCACGGCGCGAACUAUAUCGCGAAAUUUACCAACAAAACUGGCGGCUUCGCGAUCAUGGCCCAUCGUUUGAAACAUUGGUGGGACAUUCCGACUCUUUGGCCGAUGUGCUUGAGCAUUCUCUUCGGAUAUGAUGUGUCUCAAAUCGAUUUUGAUCGGUCUUUCGAUCUGAUGAACCUGACGGAAUUGUUUGGACAGAGCCGAGUGGCUUAUCCCGACGUUCUGCCAGUAAUCACAACGAUGCUUCAGCAUGGUCUCAGGGAUAUCCUAAAGUACCAGGAUGAUCCAGAGUCUCCCGUGAAUCCUGAGCAAGGGAAUUUUAAGAAUUUGACCACUUCGGAUGCGUCCUCGACGAGACCACGAGCUCGAUCCAUGAACUUCAUGGACGAACUCGGAACCAGAUGUACGCGUGGUGUGGAUAAGGAGAGAGUCGCUAGCCACGCUGUCGUCCUUCAGACCAUCGUUAAAUUCCUGGGUGAUCUUCACAAACGCUCCGCUGACUUUCGAGAUUUCGCACUGUCGUCCAAGUACGUGCGGCUGCUGCUGGCCGCUCUAUAUCCAGUUCUCGUCAGCACAGACCCCGUCAGCCCUGAGACUGAACUCAACUCGCGAGACUCUGCGCUUACGUUUGAGGGCGGCGAUGUUAUCAUACGUCCUCUGGCGGGAUCCUCCAGCACUGCUCCGAUAGUCAGAACGACAGUUGUCUCGUCGGUCAAAGGCUCGCCAGGUCAGACUAAGGGUUCUCAGCUUCGGCGAGCUUCUUCCUUCGUGCUCGUGACAGCUCAAGACUCGCCACAAGCAUCCAAGAGCACCGCACGGCUUGCACAUGUCAUGUCUCCCAAACAACAAGUCCAUGCACAGAUGAUCAGCAAUGUCGUUCUUGAUGGCCUCCUUGGUCUUGUCCUUGAUGUCUUCACGGAUCAGGUGCUGGUCCGCAAAGACUUUCAAGGUUUUGGCCUCUUUCUAAAGAUCCCUCCUGGUUUCCAGGAACACCAGGCGUACUUCGAAUCCUAUAUUUUGCGACACUUUGUCUCUCACCUUGCCUCCAUCAUCCAGUCAAACCAAGCCAUCCUCAGCGAGACUAAGGUGCUCACGAACAUGUCUCGAUUUGCUCUGCACAUGCUGGAUGCCACCUUUGAGGGUUGGUUCAUGAACGGCGCCGAGACCAUCAUGGACUUUCUCGGGACUAUGCUCGAAUAUCUCGCUCGACCCGAUGUGUCUGCCUUGAAGAGCGUCCGGCUUUGCAGCCAGAAUGUCACAGUGUUGAAAAGCGCUUUCGUCAAGCUGGUGCUGCUCCGACUGUCCGACACUGACGACGUUCAAGUUUCUGAAUCCACUAACGUUGCGGUUCUCUCGAACAUAUUCUACUGGCAGCUGGUCCUGCUGGAUUGCCUCUCUAUGGUGGAAGACGAUUCCAUGAGACUCAUCUGGUAUCAGUUGUACGGCAAACUCAUUGAUGCACGGGAGCGAGUGCGACUGGCUGCUGCUGGCAUCUUGCGCAUUAUGCUUGUUCAAAAGCCCCAUGAGUGCUCACGGGUCUUCCGAGAGUUCAUGACUUCGGAGGAUCACCAACUCACCCAGGGCUUCCACACACUGACUGAAGUGGACGACGGCACAUUCCUCGACUGGGUUGAUCAGCACAGGCCUUCGUUGGACGCUUUGUUCCUGGGCGCCAUGUCCAAGCCUUGGGAAGAAUACGUCAGCCAGGAGAACCAGCGCACACUGGAAAGCGCCAGAUUGCGAUUGUCCCGUCGCAAGGACAAGCUCAAAGAGUGGCGCGAUGAGGCUCGGUCCAUUGAGAAUGUUCUCCUCCGGCAUGAGAUGGCAAACAGCGCUUGGAUGAAGAGCAUCUUUCACACGGAGCAUUCCAAACACCAGCGUCUGACCCAGGAUCAACAGGAUGACUUUGUGUUCCUUGUCUCCUCUUUUGGCAAGAUGGAUCGAGAUCUCAAGCGUCCUGGUGGUGUCUUUGCCGAUCCUUCACCUGUGAUAAAAUGGAAGUUGGACAGGACGGAAGGGAGGAAUCGAAUGCGACUACGGCUUCUUCCCGACUAUUCAAAGUCGCAAGAAGAGUAUCAAUCGAAGCAGACGAAAAAGAAGCAGCAGCCCGAGCACAAAUCUACAGAACCCCUCCCCAGUGUUGCAGGGCUCAAAUUGGACACCAAGAUUGGUCCUAGUCCUCCUCCGACCAAGAAAACUGUUCCAAGCGGCUCCGAAGCACAAGGCAUAGAUAAUGCCAUGGCUAGCGAAGCAGAUCAGACUGAGCAACCCUCAAACUCGACUGUUGCGCCAGAAGACGACUUUGAGAUGAUCGAGGACAUGAAUGAGCCCGGAGGUGACGAAGCAUUCGAGGAUAAGAACCGAAAAGUCAUGAGGCGUCUUGAAGUAGGCGACACAGUGCAGAGCGUGUAUAACAUUUCUCGCAUCAUUGGUCUCGAGGCUUGCGAAGGCAUCCUCAUCAUCGGCAAAGAGGCGCUGUACCUGAUGGACAAUGUGUUCCGCAGUGCCGACGGCGAAAUUAUCAAUGUCUGGCAAGCCCCACCUGAAGAACGCGACCCGUACUCCCAAAUCAUCACGGGUAGCAAAGGAGCCGAGAAACCCAAGGCGCAGAAAGGCAAUGAGCAAGAAUCUCGCAGCUGGAGGUGGCACGACGUGAUUAGUAUCUCAAAGCGCCGCUUCCUCUUCCGAGACGUUGCUAUUGAAAUUUUUUUCACGGACGGUCGGAGCUACCUAAUGACUGCGCUCACCCCGGGCAUCCGAGAUGAGGUCUUCGCGAGGCUCUCAAACAAGACGCCUCAUACGUCGGACCCGAAGUCGCUGCCAAACCCUGAGGAUGCGUGGAGGCUGGAAGCCAUCAAGGUCUUUGACGAAGCGCCGCAGUCCUUUGGCUCCAAGUUUGGGUCCAUCUUCAACGCGUCUCCGUGGAACCCCAUCAUGAGAAGAUGGCAGAAGGGAGAGAUCUCCAACUUCCAUUACCUCAUGCUCAUCAACACGAUGGCCGGAAGAACAUUCAAUGAUCUGACGCAAUAUCCGGUCUUCCCUUGGGUCCUGGCCGACUACACUAGCGAGGAACUCGACUUGACCAACCCAGCCUCGUUCCGGGACCUGUCGAAACCAAUGGGUGCGCAAACGGUGGCCCGACAGACCGACUACAUGUUGCGCUACAGCAAUCUGAUGGAAGUGGGCGAGACUCCCUUUCACUAUGGGACCCACUACUCAUCUGCUAUGGUCGUUGCGUCUUAUCUGAUCCGACUGCCACCCUUCGUGCAGUCCUACAUACUGCUUCAAGGCGGGUCAUUCGAUCACCCGGACAGAUUGUUCUACUCCAUUGAGGGCGCAUGGAAGUCAUCAUCGAGGGACACAGGCACCGACGUAAGGGAACUCAUCCCGGAGUUCUUUUAUCUGCCUGACUUCCUCACCAAUAUAAAUGGCUAUGACUUUGGCGAGCGUCAGGGCAAUGCUGGAAAGGUUGAUAAUGUCAUCCUGCCGCCCUGGGCCAAGGGUGAUCCCAAGAUCUUCAUCCAGAAAAACCGAGAGGCGCUUGAGAGCCCGUACGUAACGCAGAGGCUUCACCACUGGAUCGACUUGGUCUUUGGGUUCAAGCAGAGAGGCGAGGCAGCUGUGGACAAUCUCAACGUCUUUCAUCAUCUGUCCUAUCAUGGUGCUAUUGACUUGGACAGUCUCGUCGACGAAAAAGAGCGGGCCAUCACCACGAACAUCAUCCACAACUUUGGGCAGACGCCACACCAGGUGUUUGCCAAGCCGCAUCCAGCCCGUGAUAUCGCCAACACAGCACCCAGACGACUCGACACAGGGGUCCAAGCCUUGACAAGGGUUACGUAUCCCUUGCUUGAGAGCCAUGAGCGUGUGGCCAGCAUCAUCUACGCGCCGAAGCUAGACCGUCUGCUCUGCGCCUCGCCCUUCCGGAUCAACAUGCCACCGCACUACGACAAAUUCCUUGAAUGGGGUUUCGCGGACAACAGCAUCCGUUUUUACCUCAGUGAUAAUCGUAAGCCGAUUGGACUGCAGGAAAACCUCCACCAGGGCCAGAUCUCAUGCGUGGCAUUUGCAGACUCCAAGACACUGAUCACCGCUGGCGAGGACAGUGUUGUCUCGGUCUACACGGUCAAGAUGCCUUCAGGGAAGAACGUGGAGCUUUUGCCACGACUGUCGCUGUUUGGUCACAAGACACCUGUCAAUGUCAUUGCCGUGUCCAAGGCGUUCAGCACGUUUCUCACCGUUUCGCAGGAUGGCACCGCCUUCCUCUGGGAUCUCAACCGGCUCGACUUCAUCCGCAAGCUGCCCGUGAACCGACCGGUGGAAUGCGCACGUAUCAACGACGUCUCGGGCGAGAUCAUGCUGUGCUCGGGUCCCAACGUCCUCCUCUACACACUCAACGGCGAGCUGCUCCUGGAGCAGAAUGUCUGUGGAGGCGAAGGGCAGGAUGACUAUGUACACUCGUGCGCGUUUUACGAGGGGCAGGGGAACGAGUGGCUGGAGAAUUACCUCGUCUUCACGGGUCACAGGCGUGGUCGGGUGAACGUUUGGCGGAAGGCAGUGAGGAAGGGCGACGGCAAGUGGGUGCUGGAGCUCCUCAGGAGGCUGGACCAUGUCGAUGUCAAGAGCGAGACAGGGGCACCGAUCGAUGGGCCAAUUACCUGUGUAACGCCGAUGCCAGGAGUGGUGUACACGGGGGAUGAGGACGGAAGAGUCCCAGUCAACGUCUUUCUCGGACCGGAAGGGACUAGAAAUCAUGGUCGAGGCUACAAGAUCACACAUGCGACUCCCAAACAGGACAACUUGAAGUUGGAACACCUGGGCGAGAGGAAUUAUGACCAAAUCAUCUUCUUCCCUGUCAAGGCCAAGGGCCUGGGCCCUAACCUGACGGCGAAGAACCUCCUCGACUUUCUCAACGCUGGCGGAAACAUCAUGGUUGCCCUGAGCUCCACACAGGCCGUCCCUACCGCCCUGAACGCUGCUCUUAUCGAGCUCGACAUACAGAUCCCCGCCGAGCGAACAGGCCUCGUUGUCGACCACUUCAGCUACGAUGUUUCCAGCGCAGCCGACAGCCACGACGUGGUCCUCCUGAAGGCACCCGCUCAGUACAAGCCCGGCACGAAGAAUUACUUUAGCAGCGACAACAAGGACGCCGUGAUCGCGUUCCCUCGCGGUGUCGGACACGUCCUCGGCGACGGCCCCCUGCUGACGCCCGUCCUCAAGGCACCCAGGACCGCCUACAUUUACAACCAGAAGGACCAGUCCGAGGUCGUUGACGAGGUUUUUGCGGCCGGCGAGCAGCUGGCUCUGGUGUCUGUCGCCCAGGCGCGCAACUCAGCCCGCUUCGCCGUCGUGGGCUCCGCCGAGAUGCUCCAGGACAAGUGGGUGGACGCCAAGGUCAAGCGCCCCGGCGAGAAGGACACUGUCAAGACCGCGAACGGGGACUUUGCGAAGAGCAUCGCCGGGUGGACGUUCCACGAGGUCGGACACCUGCGCGUCAACUCUGUCGAGCACCGUUCCGCACUCACGCCCAAUGUUUCCAACCCUGGAAUCUACCGGGUCAGCUCGGACGCGACCUACACCAUCUCCAUCUCCGAGUGGGCCUGGGACCGCUGGGUUCGCUUCGAGGUUCCCGACCAGGACGAGCUGCAGCUCGAGUUCAGCAUGCUCUCCGCCUUCCACCGCCUGGAGCUCCAGCCGCAGGAGGGCGCACCGGCCGACGAGGGGGUCUACAGCGUUACGUUCAAGGUCCCUGACCACCACGGCGUCUUCAACUUCAUCACCAACUACAAGCGGCCCUUCCUGACCAACGUCGAGGAGAAGCACACGGUGACCGUCCGCCACCUGGCCCACGACGAGUUCGAUGCCUCGUAUGAGAUCCACGCCGCCUGGCCGUACCUCACGAGCAUCGGUGUCACCUGCACCGGCUGGCUGCUCUUUGUUGCCCUCUGGUUGUUUAACAGGCCUCAGAGGCAGGCCGACACUGCCAAGAAGACGCAGUAGACGGCCUCCUCGGGAGGCUGGCAUGACGCAGAGAUGGGAACUCAUAGUGUGAGGAUCUCUUUUUGAGAACUACGGCGAAAGCGAUGGGAUGUCCUUGGGAGCUGGGUCAGCAAGCAGAUCUGGCAGGGUCGUAUCACUCGCGCAUGUACAGUACAUAGGGAAAAGGGCCCUUUCUGGGAUGGGGUUCUGGGUUAAAAAGUCUACGGAUCAAUCAAUGAGCAAAUUUGAUGGC
This is a messenger RNA of Cryphonectria parasitica EP155, 9036 nucleotides long. RefSeq lists its product as uncharacterized. Gene Ontology annotation, molecular function: protein binding. Bases 216 to 8804 code for a protein of 2862 amino acids. Gene Ontology annotation, cellular component: endoplasmic reticulum membrane. Lineage: Eukaryota; Fungi; Ascomycota; Sordariomycetes; Diaporthales; Cryphonectriaceae. The record is from RefSeq and is a predicted model, not a curated record. The transcript is spliced from 8 exons.